Molecule: messenger RNA, 309 nt
Organism: Cyanidioschyzon merolae strain 10D
Lineage: Eukaryota; Rhodophyta; Bangiophyceae; Cyanidiales; Cyanidiaceae
Product: U6 snRNA-associated Sm-like protein LSm5
Exons: 1
Coding region: 1-309 (102 amino acids)
Biological process (GO): mRNA splicing, via spliceosome
Cellular component (GO): Lsm1-7-Pat1 complex; U4/U6 x U5 tri-snRNP complex; U6 snRNP
Molecular function (GO): RNA binding
Source: RefSeq, a predicted model, not a curated record
AUGGCGGCACACGCGAACCAGCCGUCUCUUUAUCCGCUGGAACUUGUGGACGCAGCUGUGGGAACCCGCGUCUGGAUCAUCCUACGGGGUGCACGCGAGUUCUGUGGUAUUCUCCGGGGAUUUGAUGAAUAUGUGAACUUAUUUUUGGAAGAUGUCGAUGAGUAUACGUACAGUGAGGAGGGUAUCGAGAAGCAGCAUAUCGCUCAAAUGUUCUUGAACGGUAGCCAGAUCUGUGUUCUGGCAGCAGCCCCGACACUGGAUGGAUCCCAGCAGCUCGGAUGUGCCUAUGUACCUUCAUCGACGACGUAG